UAAGUCAAGUUUAUACAAAAUAUCAGCUGUUGAAACUUGGGGGGAAAAGCCCGAGGGAAAAAGAUAGUUAAAGCCUUAAUAUAUUUAUAUCUACUCUGAUCGUGCCCGUAGCCUCAUAAGUAAAUCUCGUCAAAGAUUUAGAUAGCGAUACAGAUCGGUUUUUAACGAUGAAUCUCACUGGUUCAAACAUUUUUAUUAGCUUGGUGAUUUUUAGUUUUGGCGCGUACCUAAUAACUGCACAUGAGGAACAUCAGGGAAGCCGUUUACAUGAUACAAAAGUAACACAUGAUAAAGAGCACAUAAAAGAACAUCUAAAAGAUGAAAUAGAUGUUAAAGAUGAAAACUUAAAGGAGGAAGACCUUCAGUUCCACUAUUUCAAGCUUCAUGAUUACGACGGCAAUAAUAAAUUGGACGGAAUAGAGCUGAUGAAUGCAAUGACUCAUUACCAUGACGAGGAAGAUAACAGCACAACUACCUAUACUGAUGACCAGCUGUCAAGUAUGAUUGAUCAAAUUCUUGGAGAGGAUGAUACUAACAAAGAUGGCUACAUUGAUUAUCCAGAGUUCAUUGCAUCACAGAAGAGUUAAAUUGAAUUGAAAAUUUGAAGUCACAUUCCUACACCUGUGAAUCGGAUAUGAAUUAGGACAUCAUCUAUUGAUUAUAAAAGGUCAUUAAUCAUAUCAUCUGGAGGAACAGAGAAACUAUGGAUUGACUCAUUAAGACAGAUAUUAUCAAGAAGACAUUAUUAAUAGAUGCUAGUUCAAAGACUUUGUUUUGUUCCAUAAAUACUCACACUUCCAAAAGAGAAGGGUGGAAAUGCUAAACCCCAUACUUGCACGACGUUCCAACUUAAAAAAGUAUUUUCAGUGACUCCCUCUGAACCCUCACCUCCCUCCCUCAUCCCAAGUCUACCCCUUGGCAAUUCUAAUCCUCUUCAAUAGCAAGGUAUAGAUAUUUCUUGGGAAUUUAGAAUCCAACAAUGGAUAACAUAGAUUAUAUUGUAGAGCAAUUUUCGUGUGCAUGGGAAACAAUAUAUCAAAUUUGUAACUGUACUGUUGACGUACUGUAUCAUUGAUACUGUAACACUGUAUAUGGUUCUUGUGAUUGGAUGAAUGGAAGACUGGCACAAUCAGGUCAUGUGUAACUCUAAUGCAAAUUUUCCAUUACUGGAAGACACUAAGAAGUCAUUCAAUGUUACAGCAUGUCAUAAAGUUUAUGUGUACUGUAAGUCAGUACCAUAAAUUACUCACACAUACAAAAACCACUUCGUUGGUUUGAGCAUUAAACCACUUUUCAUACUUCUGUAACCUAGGCAACCCCUAUACCAUCACCAUUUUUUCUAGAGUUUUCGCUUCAUUCCAUAUUCCAUAGUUGCAAUGUUGAUUUACUUGCAAUGCUACUGUCAUAGUUAGAUACUUUCCGUCACACACAUUCUGCUAUCCUACUUUUUAUGUUACUUUUAUAGUUGCUUAAUGAAUUGCUAUCAUGCAAUAUUUGAAUUCUAUACUUGGGUAUUAUAGUUCCUCUUAAUUAAAUGAUUGCACCAUUUG
Molecule: messenger RNA, 1550 nt
Organism: Actinia tenebrosa (Australian red waratah sea anemone)
Lineage: Eukaryota; Metazoa; Cnidaria; Anthozoa; Actiniaria; Actiniidae
Product: multiple coagulation factor deficiency protein 2 homolog
Molecular function (GO): calcium ion binding
Source: RefSeq, a predicted model, not a curated record